Pipistrellus nathusii (Nathusius's pipistrelle) is the source of this 2481-nucleotide messenger RNA. The record is from the annotation of a GenBank genome assembly. Lineage: Eukaryota; Metazoa; Chordata; Mammalia; Chiroptera; Vespertilionidae.
AUGGCAUCCUAUCCGUCCGGGCCAGGCAAGCCCAAGGCCAGGUAUCCCUUUAAGAAGCGGGCCGGCCCGCAGGCCGCCUCCGCAGGGCCGGAGGCUCGGGGUGGGCUGGGGGCCCCUCCACUGCAGUCGGCCCGGUCCCUGCCAGGCCCGCCCCCCUGCCUCAAGCACUUCCCGCUGGACCUGCGCACGUCUAUGGAUGGGAAAUGCAAGGAGAUAGCCGAGGAGCUGUUCAGCCGCUCCCUGGCUGAGAGCGAGCUCCGCAGCGCCCCCUACGAGUUCCCGGAGGAGAGCCCCAUCGAGCAGCUGGAAGAGCGGAGGCAGCGCCUGGAGCGGCAGAUCAGCCAGGAUGUCAAGCUGGAGCCAGACAUCCUGCUUCGGGCCAAGCAAGAUUUCCUGAAGACGGACAGCGAGUCGGACCUCCAGCUCUACAAGGAGCAGGCCGAGGGCCAGGGCGACUGGGGCCUGCGGGAGCGCGACGCGGUGCCGGAGCGGGAGUUCCAGCGCGUCUCCAUCUCCGGGGAGGAGAAGUGCGGGGUGCCCUUCACGGACCUGCUGGACGCAGCCAAGAGCGUGGUGCGGGCGCUCUUCAUCCGGGAGAAGUACAUGGCGCUGGCGCUGCAGAGCUUCUGCCCCACCACCCGCCGGCACCUGCAGCAGCUGGCGGAGAAGCCGCUGGAGACGCGGGCCUACGAGCCGGGCCCCGACACCCCCGUGUCCGCCGAUGCCCCGGUGCACCCCCCGGCGCUGGAGCAGCACCCAUACGAGCACUGUGAGCCGAGCACCAUGCCCGGGGACCUGGGCCUGGGCCUGCGCAUGGUGCGGGGCGUGGUGCACGUCUACACCCGCAGGGACCCUGACGAGCAGUGCUCGGAGGUGGAGCUGCCGUACCCCGACCUGCAGGAGUUCGUGGCCGACGUCAACGUGCUGAUGGCCCUGAUCAUCAACGGCCCCAUAAAGUCGUUCUGCUACCGCCGGCUGCAGUACCUCAGCUCCAAGUUCCAGAUGCACGUGCUGCUCAACGAGAUGAAGGAGCUGGCCGCCCAGAAGAAGGUGCCGCACCGCGAUUUCUACAACAUCCGGAAGGUGGACACGCACAUCCACGCCUCGUCCUGCAUGAACCAGAAGCACCUCCUGCGCUUCAUCAAGCGGGCCAUGAAGCGGCACCUGGAGGAGAUCGUGCACGUGGAGCAGGGCCGCGAGCAGACGCUGCGCGAGGUCUUCCAGAGCAUGAACCUCACCGCCUACGACCUGAGCGUGGACACCCUGGACAUGCACGCGGACAGGAACACCUUUCAUCGCUUUGACAAGUUCAACGCCAAAUACAACCCCAUCGGGGAGUCUGUCCUCCGGGAGAUCUUCAUCAAGACGGACAACAGGGUUUCUGGGAAGUACUUCGCUCACAUCAUCAAGGAGGUGAUGGCGGACCUGGAGGAGAGCAAGUACCAGAACGCGGAGCUGCGGCUCUCCAUCUACGGGCGCUCGCGGGACGAGUGGGACAAGCUGGCGCGCUGGGCCGUCACGCACCGCGUGCACUCGCCCAACGUGCGCUGGCUCGUGCAGGUGCCCCGGCUCUUUGACGUGUACCGCACCAAGGGCCAGCUGGCCAACUUCCAGGAGAUGCUGGAGAACAUCUUCCUGCCGCUGUUUGAGGCCACCGUGCACCCCGCCAGCCACCCCGAGCUGCACCUCUUCCUGGAGCACGUGGACGGCUUCGACAGCGUGGACGACGAGUCCAAGCCCGAGAACCACGUCUUCAACCUGGAGAGCCCGCUGCCCGAGGCCUGGGUGGAGGAGGACAACCCGCCCUAUGCCUACUACCUGUACUACACCUUCGCCAACAUGGCCACGCUGAACCACCUGCGCAGGCAGAGGGGCUUCCACACGUUCGUGCUGCGGCCGCACUGUGGGGAGGCCGGGCCCAUCCACCACCUGGUGUCCGCCUUCAUGCUGGCCGAGAACAUCUCGCACGGCCUGCUGCUGCGCAAGGCCCCAGUCCUGCAGUACCUGUACUACCUGGCCCAGAUCGGCAUCGCCAUGUCCCCGCUCAGCAACAACAGCCUCUUCCUGAGCUACCACCGCAACCCGCUGCCCGAGUACCUGUCCCGUGGCCUCAUGGUCUCCCUGUCCACCGACGACCCCCUGCAGUUCCACUUCACCAAGGAGCCGCUGAUGGAGGAGUACAGCAUCGCCACCCAGGUGUGGAAGCUCAGCUCCUGCGACAUGUGCGAGCUGGCCCGCAACAGCGUGCUCAUGAGCGGCUUCUCCCACAAGGUGAAGAGCCACUGGCUGGGCCCCAACUACACCAAGGAGGGCCCCGAGGGCAACGACAUCCGACGCACCAACGUGCCCGACAUCCGCGUGGGCUACCGGCACGAGACGCUGUGCCAGGAGCUGGCGCUCAUCACGCAGGCCGUGCAGAGUGAGAUGCUGGAGACCAUCCCCGAGGAGCCCGGCCUCACCAUGAGCCCGGGCCCCCAGUGA